Molecule: messenger RNA, 1494 nt
Organism: Saccostrea cuccullata (small rock oyster)
Lineage: Eukaryota; Metazoa; Mollusca; Bivalvia; Ostreida; Ostreidae
Exons: 1
Coding region: 1-1494 (497 amino acids)
Biological process (GO): protein monoubiquitination
Molecular function (GO): zinc ion binding; ubiquitin protein ligase activity
Source: RefSeq, a predicted model, not a curated record
AUGGCAGUAAGUAAACCCAAAUAUCCACUGGGCUCACCUCAAGAGCAUAUUGAAAUGUGUAAAAACCACAAUUUACCAAUUGAUGUGAUAUGUGAGGAUUGUGAUGAAUUAAUUUGUGGUGAAUGUGCCAAAACAGAUCAUAGAAAACAUGAAUGGAAAACUAUACCCACUGCAGCCAUGCUAAGGAGGAGAGAUUUGAUAAAAUUUUUGAGGAAAAUAAAGGAAGAUGAUCUACCUGGAAUUGAUGAGAAGAUUGAGAAGACAUCAAAACAAAUCACAGAAAAUAAAGAACUUUGUGACACUGAGAUUAAAAAGCUUCAGAAGCAUUAUGAUGAGAUAGUAACCAGGCUAUCAGAAAUCAGGAAAAAUAAUGAACAAAAACUGAGAGAGAAUUUGAGGAAAAGUAAUGAAAAGUUGGAUGUUGCAAAUUCUGAGUUAAGCAAAAAAAGGAAAGAAAUUGCAGAAAUAGUUAAGUUCAUGGAGAAAAACAAGAAUACCAUGUCAGAUUACGGCUUCAUUGACAACCACAGAGAACUAACAAAACUGUUGUCUGCCCUGGAAGUUGAUAUGAAGAAUAGCACACCAUCAGUGAGAUACACAAAAGGGGAAGUCAGUGAUGCUAUACCGGAAAAUUUAAUUGGAAAGUUUUUUGAUAUAAAUGACAUAAGUUUGACUGAAACAAACUCAUUUAAAUAUGGAGAGAAACCAGUCACUUUGUUGAUGGCAUUGUGUGAGGAUCAAUGUUACAAACAACACUUUGAAUCAGAUUACAUUGAACAAAUAAACAAAGAAGGUGAGGAAAAACAGGUAUAUAAACGUACCUACUCCCCUGUUGACAUGUGUGUGACUGAUACUGGUGAAGUUUAUUUUACUGAUGGUAAAAGUAUUAAAAAAUCCAUGCUUUGUCUGUCACCAUCAGGAUCUGUCUCUACAGUCGUCUUUGCAGAUCCACUGGAACCAUUAGGAAUCUGUCAGUCAGUGGACGGUGGACUACUGGUCACCUUGAGAGACAAUGAAUCAGAUCUUUACAAAUUAGAGUCACACAGCAGACGUCUGGUGAGACACAUCACAGUGACAGGUGAUGUCAUCCAUGAGUAUGAGUACCAGGAGGACGGUCACACCAGACUGUUUACUUUGCCAUUCAGAGUCACACAGAACAGUAACAGAGAUAUCUGUGUUGUGAACCGUACAAGUCCCACUGCAGGUGAAGUAUUGAUUAUGUCUACUUCUGGUCGUAUGAAGUCUGUCUACCGUGGACAGAACCUGACAGGGGACUUUAUGCCAGGUAAUGUAGUGUGUGACUCCUUCCGUAACAUCCUUGUUCCUGACAUUAACGACACAAAGAUCCAUUUGCUGGGUCCUGAUGGUGAAUUUUUGAAGUUUUUACUGACUGAGAAUGAAGUGAUUCAUCCAACCAGACUAUCUCUAUACAAGUCUACGUUGUGGGUGGGAUAUUGGGAAGGAAUUGUCAAAGUGUUUCAAUACAGAAUGUAA